Molecule: messenger RNA, 1610 nt
Organism: Anoplopoma fimbria (sablefish)
Lineage: Eukaryota; Metazoa; Chordata; Actinopteri; Perciformes; Anoplopomatidae
Gene: zmynd10
Product: zinc finger, MYND-type containing 10
Exons: 11
Coding region: 1-1338 (445 amino acids)
Biological process (GO): outer dynein arm assembly; inner dynein arm assembly; motile cilium assembly
Cellular component (GO): cytoplasm; centriolar satellite
Source: RefSeq, a predicted model, not a curated record
AUGGACACGUGUUACAUUCUGCCUGUCGAAGCAGAGGGGCUUGUUCAAAGUCUGGAAACUUUCUCUCUCAAGGAAGUUGGCUCUGAGAGGUGGUUCAGACAGCAUGCGCACAUCGAGAAACUCAACAUGCAGGCGAUACUGAAUGCUUCUGCCAUGCAUGAUGAGUUUGUUAAAGAGCUGCUGGUGUCAUAUGGAAAGAUACCUAUUCUGGUCCAUGAAAUGAUCCUUGUCGAAGUUUGGAAGCACAAAGUGUUCCCCAUUUUAUGUCAGCUGGAGGACUUCAAUCCCAAGAACUCAUUUCAUCUUUAUAUGGUGAUCCACCAUGAAGCAACGAUUAUAAACCUACUUGAAACGAUAAUGUAUCACAAGGAUUCGUGUGAGGCGGCUGGUGAUUCUGUUCUUGACUUGGUGGAUUACUGCCACCGCAAACUCAUCCUGCUGGCCAGCAAAGCGACCAGGGACAACCCAACAGGGAAAGCAGUUGAAUCCUCGACAGACCUGAUGGAAGAGUUACAGAUGCAGAGCGCUGCACAGGAAUUUGAAAUCUCCCUGAAGGCGGUCUCUGUGCUGCGCUUCAUCACUGAUCACACCGAGAGUAUUAGUGUCAUCAAUCGCAUGCUGUGCAUCCAUAACAUGCCUUGCGUGCUGGUUCAGUUGAUUGACUGCUCUCCUUGGAGUCGCUGUAAAGACGGUGAGGUAGAAAAGUACAUAAAUGGCAGAUGGCAGAAGAUUCCUGUUGAGGACCACUUGAAGAUGACAAAACUAGACGGUCAGGUCUGGAUUUCCCUUUACAAUCUGCUGCUGAAGGAAGACUGCCAAAGGAAAUAUGACUUCAACAAUUUCAACAAGAACCAGCUUCUAAAGCUUCGAGGUUUCAUGACAGAGGUGUUGAUUGAUCAGCUGCCAAACCUGGUGGAGUUGCAGCGUUUCCUGGCUCAUCUCACCGUUACAGACCCUGCCCCUCCAAAAAUAGAGCUCAUUUUGGAACAGAUCCCAGAAAUAUGGAACCACAUUGUGAGAGAGAAUUCUGGGAAGUGGAAGGCAAUCGCAAAGUAUCAGGUCAAAGAAACUUUCAGCCCAUCUGACAGCGAACUGAAGCUGCAGGCACAGAGGUUGAACCAGGUGUACAAUUUGGAUGUGAUGGAGAGUUUACUCCCCGAGAAGCCAAAGUGUGCAUCCUGUGGGAAAGAGGCAGCAAAAAGAUGCUCUCGAUGUCAGGGAGAAUGGUACUGUCACAGAGAAUGUCAGGUGAAGCACUGGUCUAAACACAAGAGAGCCUGUCAGCUCAUGGCCGAGGUCACAGAGAAGAUCCAGAGAGACCUGCAUGUUAACAGCUAAUAAAGAGAGACUGUUGAAGAACAUGUAAGGACUGAUGGCGGAUGGGAGACUGUUGAGUCACAAGAUGGGAGGAGCAGAUCUGCUUGUGCACAAUGCAAAUUUGGAUCUUCUUUUUAAUGAGGACAAGUUUAUUCACAGUUUCAGUAUUGUGUUGCUUCUUUUUGUUUUGAAUACUGUUUAUGAUGGCCUUAUGGCAUAUCGUUUUAACAAAUUGUUUGUCUUUUUGAAAUUUACACUCUUUUUUUGAGUGUAUUUUGUUAUUCAACACAGUU